CCAAUUAACAGCUGACUUUGAGUUGUCAAAAAUUGACAAUCGCUAUUUUGUGUGCUGUUUUGCUGCUACCAAAGAAUACCAAUUGGACGGGAGCCUCUGUGUUCAUUAACAAACUUUGUAAUUUUAAGUAAAUUGUGUUUGCAUUUUAAAGUAACAACGAGCUUGAAACAAACAUGGGCGGACACGGACACGGUGAACCCUACAAAGUGCCACAUCCAUCUAUUUACAAGGUAGAAAAUAUACCCAAGUUGCGCGAAGUGCAAGAAGCGCUAGCACGUCAAGGAUUGAAGGAUCCAUGGCUGAGGAACGAAGUGUGGCGUUAUGAGCCCAGCAAGAUGGGCACACACGCCAGCCGUGCCCGCGCUUUCUUCCUGCGUGGCCUCCUCUGGGGUUCACUUGCUGCUGCCGUACACAUUGGUUGCGAAUAUGCCUUUAGUUCGAAAGAUGCGCAUGGUCAUGGUCACGGACAUGGUGAUGGUGAACACUCCGAAGGCGCUCAUCAUUAAACACUGCUCGAUAUGGAACAUUCGUCUUUAAUGCUACUUUUAAAUAAAGCAAACAAUUACCAAAUUUGUUUGUUAUUAUCCAUUGUUACACGUUGAUAGCCGGUUAAACAAGUACCAAAUACAGCGUUUAGGAUAAUUAAAAAGGUUG
Molecule: messenger RNA, 654 nt
Organism: Zeugodacus cucurbitae (melon fly)
Lineage: Eukaryota; Metazoa; Arthropoda; Insecta; Diptera; Tephritidae
Gene: ND-B12
Product: NADH dehydrogenase [ubiquinone] 1 beta subcomplex subunit 3
Exons: 3
Coding region: 174-506 (110 amino acids)
Biological process (GO): mitochondrial respiratory chain complex I assembly; electron transport chain
Cellular component (GO): mitochondrion
Source: RefSeq, a predicted model, not a curated record